Messenger RNA from Pocillopora meandrina, 6140 nucleotides. Lineage: Eukaryota; Metazoa; Cnidaria; Anthozoa; Scleractinia; Pocilloporidae. The record is from the annotation of a GenBank genome assembly.
GCGGAAGCUGUGAGGCCAAUCCUGCCGGUGAACAUUGACAAGGAAUUUUGCAUUGGAUCUAUUUCAUGUGCUACUGAAAAGUGAGUCAAAGACAGCACAGUUUUUCUGUUAAAUUUUAGCUUAGAGAUAUGUAAGGAGUUAAUUCUAAGUUGUUGUUACUUCAGUCGGUUCUUCGAUGGAGUUUUACCUCCCUCCCAACGUGUAUAUAGUAUUAUAUAGCUCAGUUCUGGGAGGCCUGGGUUCGGAUCCCGUCGAAGCCUAAAUUUUUCAGGCUUCUUCGUUUCUGCCAUUGCUAAAUAACUCACUUGGUCACCUGCAAGGAUCAUUGCUUCACUUGAUUCAUUCUCUCUAUUAUCAAAUCAUUCGUUGAAAGUCAAUAAAAAGAUUUAGUGAGAUAUAAAUUAUCAACACUAAGUUCCCUAGACAUCCAGUAGAUCAAAUAUUGCACACAUUUGAAUUUAUUCAACCUCAUUUCAUCAGCAAGCAAGGACAGCUAACUCGGUGAAACGGGCUGAGAUCAUGAACGCUUUAGGAAUUCAAUUUCAGUUUUCCAAGCUUCUUCUCUUUCGUUCGCUUUAAUAAGUACAACGGCACUGAUUCCUCAUUUCUUUACUUUUCAUAUUUCCCGAUAUUUAGAUUUAUCUCUGUGAUGUAUUUAAUGUCACAAACUGGAUUAAUCAAGAUUUAAAGUCGUGUAAAUGGUGAGCCUUUUGACGCUUCACGAAAAAUACCUAAUUAAAACUAUUUUCACCUUCACGCCAAAAAAAUUCCAGGUGGGACGUAACAUUUGCAAGUCAGGAACAUAGAGCUUCAACAAUGUUUUAGGGUAAUUUGUCGUCAGUGAGAAAUCACGUGAAAUUAUUUGAGACACUCCUUCAUCGGUACGUCCAGUGUUGAAUCGUUUUUGGUCUCUUUUUACGUUUAAGUUUAACCCUUAGGAAAAACUUUUGUUUGUCUCUUUGGAGGAAGGCUCAAAAAGAGUAUAUAAACUGAUGUAAACUGUAUUAUGUGUUAUGGGCUUAUCAUUCUGAUGUGUAGAUAAUUCAGUGGUAUUUACAUCGUAUAUUGUUUCAACUAGAGGGGAUCAAAGAUCAUCGUCUCUCGUGGCCAAUCAAUGUGAAGUAAACACAAGUUACUACGUUGGACGAGAAUGUCGGUUUGAGUUCGACCGGACGUAAAAAAAAUUAUUUUGCCUCACUUUAGCCAAUAAAAGCCAAGUAAAUGCUGUUUCAUACUUUGUACUAUAUUGGUGUCGGUUCAAGUUCCAACAUAGCUAAAUAAAUUCAUAGCCUAUGCACUCAAAUCUGUCUGUUUUUACCGCAUGAAAUGCAAAUUCCCAAGGUGUGCUUUGUUCGACUCCAUAUUCAAGUUGUCUGUUUUGCAAUUGGAAAAAUAGUGUCCUGCCUACCAUACAUGAUACUUCUAACGCGAACUCAUGAUUACAUGUUAGCUCUGAACAAAAAAACUUGAAACGGAAGAGCAUCAUGAUAUUUCUCUUUUGUGGUUGGCGUUCUUUAAAUUACAAACAAAUUUUCUAUUGAAUUUUAAUUAACGUUACAAGUUACCGUGAACGAUAUUGAUGAAGGGUUCUGAAUUAAAUAAAUCAUGUGAAACUGCACUAUGCGAAAAUGAAACUUGUGGCCGGGGAAUGAACAACUCCACGUCGUGUAGAAACAAAACAAUUUACUUUAACUUCUCAACGGUGAAAUGACGUAGGUUUAAACUAAUAUAACAAACAAUUAUAAAAGUUACACAAUAUAUGAUAUAAAGAAAUAACAAACAACACGACGGAAGAGGACUAUCUGACACUUUGAAACACUUACAUUGUUACGGCCACAGAAAGACCAAUAUUGUUACUGCGAAAUGCUGAGGCCAAAAAGGAAAAGGGAAAAAGAUAAGCGGUGCGUUAUUGAACUGCGCUUAACGCGAGAAACGAGAAGACAGACAUAAAGAUAAAUUAUGCGAGGUAGUACUAGGGCAGCAAUAAAAAUGACGAAAAGAAAAGUGUGCUGAUGAAACAGUAAGUUAGUAUGAACGUUGGCUAAUUACCGGCUGAACAGACUUAAGUAAUAAACUUGAACUCGUGAAAAUCCAACAUGAAAAAAUGUCGCACUUAGAACUUACAUCGUGUGUUCUCGCUUCUAGAGGAAAAAACUGUCCUCAAUCCCUCGAAAUUAGACAAAAGUUUCGUUCCCAGGUUAGCUAUUCAUCAGUUUUCCCGUCUCGGGCAUAACCUUCCAGCAUACCAAAAAAAAUGUCGCCUUAUUUCAACCAAUCAAAACAAAGAAAAUGGCCCAAUUUACUAGGUACAUAAAGAAAUAGACCAUGGUUGUCGUAAUAGAUACUGUUGUCAGUUGUCGGUUUUCCCUACUUCAGCUGGUCCUAAUAAUGAGUGAAGGAGCGGUACAAUUGAUCAAAGCCGGUAAUACUAAAUGAGGAGAUAUUGAAACAUUGUCACUGCAAAUGAUCGAAAAACAAAACUUCGAAAGACUUCCUGAGCGACUGAAUUUUAGCGACUGGUCCCUUUGUCACCAAUCUGCAGGUACCUGCUAUAGAUUUAACACUGAAACGCACCAUCAAUCAAACCAUCCGUGGCUACUAAUCUUACUUGGUUACGGCAAUUCAACAUUUUAUAGCUUGCCUAAGGAUUAUUUCAAGAUGGUUCUGCCUGAAAGAUUUAGUUAGUGUUGGCGUGUAGUUUGUGGGAAAAAAUCUGUGUUGAUCUUUAUGGAACGUAAUCGUACGGGCUGUCGUUUCGUAAUUUCAGCGAGAGCAACGUUCAGAAUGACGAGGUAUUUUUCUUGCCUUUGGCUCAGUUGUAAAAAAAUUGAUGCCAAAGAAUUCUCUAAGGUUUGGUUCAUUUGAGUUAAAGUUGGGCAACGAAAAGGGUCAUUUUAAGGAAAAGGCAUCGGCUGACUGUUUUCGUGAGGUUUUAUUUGCAGAGCAGUGGAACCGUCUAAGAAAAAUAGCAACAUUCAAGUGUCCUGUUGUGAUUGAUCCGACAUCUGUGUUCCGACAAAUGCACACUAUUGUUUAUCUAGAGUUCACUUAUUGAAGCGAAAAACUUAAAAACUAAUUUGUCUGUUUUAUGCCAGGCUGGUUUGCGCGUCCACAAUUUAUUUUCUCUAGUUUAAAUCCCAUUUCAGUUUUCUAAAGACCCUUUGCCCCCUCCCCCCCGCGGGGGAAGGAGUUUCCUUUAAGGUAAACGGACAUGUAAUGAUUAAUUUCUUUAUUUCCCCUCAUCAUACAGUUCAGAGCAAAUAACAGCUUGACAGAGAAUGAUCUCACUGCUACGGAAUGCUUGUUUAUCGCUUGAUUGCGUGCCACCAGCCUCGCUUUCACAGCACAGGGAGGAACGAGUUGAAAGUCGGUGAACGCGUUUUGAAGAAAUUGAACACAGCGGCUGGGAAGAGCUAUCGGAGCGAAGAUGAUGGUGUGGUUGAGACCGACCUCGAAACGGAGAUCGCUUAUACUAGGGUGUUUUUUCUUGGUAACUUUGAGGACCAUGUUGUUUGUGAUUCAGUUUUACAAGGAAGAAACAGCAAGAACUCGAAAACCUGCCCGUGUGCAAACAGGUGGAGGUGAAACACCGGUUCUUCCGCCGGUUUGGAAUAACUUAGUCAAGUGGAAGAAAGAAGACUUUCCUAAGAGGCAGCGAAAACGAUUGAUAAUUUACUGGUCGGGAGUUAGGGGACACAAGGUGCCCGUUCAAAAGAGUGGCGUGAAUCAUACAAAUUACUGGCCGUUUUUUUACGCGGGUCAACCUGGGGAAUGCCCCGUACCGUGUGAGCUGUCCAACGACCAAUCACGCGCUGCUGAAGCUAGUGCGUUUGUUGUUCACGCUAGACCACCGGAUAUUUCGAAUCUUCCGCCGAUUGAAAAUUUAGCUCCGUGGAUUCUUCAAACUAAUGAAAAUCCUGUAUACACACCGACACUGUAUAAUGCGCGCAUUAUGUCGCAGUUCAAUCUGCUUAUAAGCUAUCGUCUGGACUCGGAUUUUCCUGCUCCGAUCUAUCCCAUGCCUGGAUUAGAUCCCCCUAUACCAUUUCAAAAGCGACAGGGAGAUAUUCUUGCCAUCUUUUCUAAGUGUGAACCCGUUCGAACAGAAUACAUGCGGCAACUCAUGAAAUAUAUCCAAGUGGACUCUUACGGCGCAUGCCUCAAGAACAAAGAGGGACUUAUAGGAUUGUACGGGAAAAUCAAUAACAAAUAUGUCUUCAAAGAUCACAAGCUUGUUCUAACGAGGCAUUACAAGUUCUCUUUGGUUUUCAUGAAUCAAGACUGUGAUUACUUUAUAGACGACAGACUUUACCAUGCUCUCACAACCGGCUCGGUACCAAUUUUCAUGGGCACUCACAAAGUGGACGAGUUUUUACCUGGAAAUCUCAAGAACUCUAUUAUCAAAGUUAGCGAUUUUAAAAGCCCUAAAGAAUUAGCAAAGUAUCUUAAAUAUCUCAGUAAUAACGAGACUGCGUAUAAUAAGUAUCUAGAAUGGAAAUGGAAGGGACUAGGAAACAUUUUAAACACAACUAUUGGUCGUUGGUGGAAACCGCGGCACCCGCUUUUUUGCCAGGUAUGCAUGGCGCUGGCCAAGGGAAAGCUGCAUCGCGGAUUAAGGCUGGACUAUUGCCAACCGCGCCGUUUCGAGGAUUGGGGACUAAAGGACCCUAACACUGACGUUCAAAAUCACUAUAGCACGUUUCUUUAUGUUGGUUUUGUGUUGUUUGUGAUUGUUAUACUAGUAUCAUGAAGUACACUUAGAAAGGCCCAAGUAAAAUUUUUUUUAAAGAUUUUCAAUUCCAGAGAAAGCGUGACAAUGAGAAACAAAGGGAAGCAUAACUUGGAGCCGGCAGGAUCGGACCCUGGUUGUUUGCCGCCUUAACAGUCAAAAGGGUUUAUGGUUAAUUUGCCCAAAGCAAGUUGCUCCCCUUAGUGUAAAACAAGUUCGCACCACCUUGAUCAGUUCGCCCCAAAACCUUUCCACUCGUGUCCCUGCCACAGAACGAAUUAAUUCCCUGCUGAAAUCAUUUUUGCGACUAACACGCAAUUUUAACAAUGAAACUAUAAGAAGGUUCGAUUAACUAGUAAGAAUGAGAAGAAUGAUGUGGGGGCGAACUGCUUGAUGGUGGGGUGAACUUGUUUAAAAUUAGGGACAAACUCUCAAGGGUGAUUGGGAGCGAGCUUGCAAUGGGGCGAAUUCACCAGGUACCAUAAUAAACCUGGUAAAGGAAAGGGGGGUGGAAUACUUUUAGACUUGCUUUUUUGAGACUCUGUUGUGAUUUUAUUUCGUAGCCCAGUUUUAGUUUUGAUAGGCUCCGACGCGAAUGAAUGAGUUUCAGAGUGUAAACAUUACCCUACAGAAAAUUCUUCGAAAUCGUAGGAUGUUCGCUAUAAAUCAUACCAUAUACGUAAUUCAGAUAGAAUUUACGAGCACCUUAAAUGUGGUGACAAACUGAAGAAAGUAAGUGAAAAAGUUUUUUCUUGUGGCUUUCCUAAUUAUUUUUUGCAAAAAAAAAAGACUCUCUCGAACGACGUUCAUACCGCCAGUAGCGAAGGAAUAAUCAUGAUUGAAGCAAAUAUAUGUAUAUAUGCUUUGCGGUGAAUUUGAAUUUCGUCCUAUCUAGGCAGGGGACUAAGCUAAAAAAUACUUUUCUGCCUUUUUUUUUCCGUUUAUUUUAAUCUGAUCACUCAGCCCGUCAAUUGGUCUUCAGUGCGUUUUGUUUUUGUAUAUUCCACCGCUCACUCCUCCCGAAGCCUGGAGAGAGUCCAGAGAGUGGUGGUAACAGUGGUAGCUAUUUUUACCUCGUCAUGACUUUCUGACUAAUAUGUGUUGGAUCAAUAGAAGAUAAAUCGAGCUUAAGCUUGUAAUUUUUAGGUGUUCGGUUACGUGCAUAUUGUUACUGCAGCUUAGCAUGCUUUUUAAAUAAAAAUCGCCAGCUUCAUAGCUUGUUUGGAGUUUAUGAGAAAGUUGGUUCAGCUUUUUAAUGAACAAGAAAAUCUAUACUGCUUUCAGUCAUAAGUAACAACCCAUUUAAUGUAUCUUUACAGAGAACGGUUAAAUGAGCAGACAGUGACCAUUGUUAUCUAUUUGUCCUGUUUUGACUGUCUAAUGAAUUUUUUUCUCCUCAAUUAUAGUCUGU